AUGCAGCAAAGUGGACUCGUAGAAUUGCGCACUCUGGUUAAGUUGAUAGCUCGCUACACGACUACAUCGACGCAUCAAUCAUCACGUUUCUGCGCCUCUGCUCGUUGGCUUGACGAAUAUCGUAUCUGGGGCGAAACAGCCGCCCGUCUGCUUGAUCGAAUGACCCUUUUAGCUAGCUUGGUUUCUGCCAAUCCAACCGAGAUGCUUUAUGGGAAACAGGAGCCCAAUGGGUCUCGUCAAUCCGAUGAAUUUGAGCUUGCCAACCAACUGACGAGUGAUUGUGUUAAUAUAGCCAAACUCACUCGGCUAGUUGAUCGUUUGCCGGGUGUAUUACAUGACAUAUUGGCCAAGGCAAAUAGGCCCGAUCUGUCUGCGCUUAUUGCCGACCUGGGUGUCUGUCCAGUCGAACGCAAGAUAGCCACGUCAGAUGACCUGGACCCGUCACUUUUACGAACCAUCCCUUCGGCUAGAAGAGACAACGAAGAACUGGAGAACACACAUGACUAUCGUGUGAACUCGGCGAGUCUAACGAUCUGGCGUCGAACUCGAGAUCGUCUUAUGGGCUAUGAUCCUAUCUGUUACAAGGCAUCCGGUGUGGAUGAUGUAGCUCGUGAUUCGAAUACAAACAGACUAGAUGGCAGCCAAACGAGUACUACGUCUCAACAUCACGCCCGACGAUCUGGCCUUUCUGUCGAGGCUCAGGUAGACGCCUGUAUUGCGGAGGCCGUGGACACAACUAACUUGGCCAGAAUGUACGAAGGCUGGACGGCCUGGGAGCACCGGGCUCAAACUCGACUGGACGCCGCUGUUCAGCAGCCAGUGCUGUUCUCCGUUGAUCAACCUGGCCAGUUGAUCCUCAAGUCGCUACUUUUAUCACCAUCAAUGUCGCUGCGGCUGCUGCUGCUGCAAAAUCUACAACUACUUCUACUGCUACCUAUACUUCUGCUACUACAUCCUUUGCCGGGUGGCCCUAUAGGCAGGUCUGCAACCUAUGUAUCGCGUGCCUUGUGUGCGCCAUCUUGCCGGCGAUCCGGCUCCGAGUGCUUUUGA
Protopolystoma xenopodis is the source of this 1050-nucleotide messenger RNA. Lineage: Eukaryota; Metazoa; Platyhelminthes; Monogenea; Polystomatidea; Polystomatidae. The record is from the annotation of a GenBank genome assembly.